AUGGCGACGACGCAGCUGAGUCUGGCGCCGAAGACCAUCAAGUACUUGAUGUUCGCUUUCAACCUGUUCUUCGUGGUUACAGGAAUAGUAUUGCUAUCGAUCGGCGUGGUCAUCCAUGGAGUGUACCAUCAGUAUCAACAUUUCCUUGACAACAGCUUCUUCUCUGUGCCUUCUCUUCUCGUAGCCGUGGGCUCCAUCAUCUUUAUCAUCGCUUUCUUCGGAUGCUGCGGAGCCGCUCGCGAAAGCUAUUGCAUGACUAUAACGUUCUGUACGCUACUGGCUACGAUUUUCAUUCUGGAGAUCAUAGGCGGUACGUUGGGAUAUGUGAUGAGGGCGCAGGUUGCGACCGUUGCCAGGGAAAAGAUGCUCGACACAAUGCCGAAGUACAACGAAAGCAAAGAGAUCCAACGCGUCUGGGACACAUUACAACAAAAUUUCCAUUGCUGCGGCACGGUCAAUGCCACCGACUGGACUUCCCCGCAAAUGGGGAAUCUGACGGGUAUUCCGAUGUCGUGCUGCGACAACACGAUAGGUGCUGUCGGCACGUCGAACUGCACUUCGACGUCGCCGACCUUCCAUCCCGUCGGCUGCAUCACCGCGUUCGCGAAUUUCGCAGAGAAACACGCGGCAAAGAUAGCAGGUGUCGGAAUAGGCCUUGCUGUAAUUCAGCUGGUAGGAAUCUUCUUGUCGUCCUAUUUGGCCAAAUCAAUCAGGAAUUGUUAUCAGACCAUGUAGAGUGCCAUGCGAACAUCAGAUCGGAAGCAGCAUUAUAUUCCUAAAUGACAGCCAAGCAGGAUUUCCAUUAGGACACGGGACUACGUGAAUCUGAUAAAUUGAUCUGAUAAUUGAUCUGAUAUAUUAAACACGUUGUUUGUUUUUGUAGAAGCGCGGUAAAUUAUUUUUGCUACAUACGAUGUCUCGCAUCUCGCGCUAUGAAUAUAAAUCGUGUAUGUUUUUAAUAAAAUCUUUACAUUGCCAAGAG
Molecule: messenger RNA, 982 nt
Organism: Temnothorax curvispinosus
Lineage: Eukaryota; Metazoa; Arthropoda; Insecta; Hymenoptera; Formicidae
Product: CD63 antigen-like
Exons: 5
Coding region: 1-735 (244 amino acids)
Cellular component (GO): membrane
Source: RefSeq, a predicted model, not a curated record